CCUUCUUAAUAUAACGAUUUUUGACAUUUACUUUACACAAUGAAUAGUACGGACCUUCCCCAGCGCAUGAGAAUCAAUGCAACGCUACGCAUGGGUACACAACAACAAGCUAUAAUGAAAAAAGAGCCUAUCAAUAUACACCAAAAGAAACUGGCCUUGGAAGUGAGUGUACCUCCUUCUCUUCAAAAGCCUAACCACGAUCCAUUAUUAAGACCACUUCAGACCAAUACGCGACAACUGGAAGCACAAGGAAAACCCUUGAUGGAGCCCGCAAAAAAACUGGCCCGUGCCAUCCGAAAAGAAUACAAAUUGGUACAAGAUAAAGACAUUCCGAUCCAGUUAAAAGAUGCCAGACACAAUAUUGCUUAUAAAAAACUCAAUUGCUUAGGUUCUGGUGCGUUUGCAAAGGUGUACCGUUUCAAGUCUCGUGAUAAGUACCAUGCCGCUAAAAUCGUAUCCAAAGAAUCGUUACGACCCGAGAAUAUCAAAAAGAAACUGUUUGCAGAGAUCAAUAUUCAUCGAGUCUUGAAACAUGAGUACAUUGUGAAUUUCGAAAGCUGUUUUGAGGAUAAGCUCAACAUUUAUCUUGUAUUGGAAUUGUGCUCAAAUGGAACAUUAAGCGGCAUGUUGAGAAAUCGUAAAAUACUGACAGAGGACGAAGUACGAUAUUAUAUGGGCCAAAUAUUGUCUGCCUUACGUUACAUGUCUGACAACCGAAUACUACAUCGAGACCUGAAACUGGGCAACGUACUGUUGGACGAAAAUAUGGAUUGUAAAUUAGGCGAUUUCGGUCUUGCUGCUCUUUUAAUUGAUGGUGCAGAUCGUCGACGAACUAUUUGUGGUACACCGCACUAUAUCGCACCAGAAAUAUUAUUCAACAAACAGGGUCAUGACCACAGGGCAGACAUGUGGUCAGCAGGCGUAUUAAUGUUCAAUCUUUUAUACGGGAAGCAUCCAUUUCAUCAUGAUGAACCCAACAAACUUUAUGAUCAAGUCAGACAAAACGAAUUAAGUCGAGAAUACACGUUUCCUAAGAACCAUGUUGGGUUUAAACCAGUAUCUGAAUAUGCAAAGGAUUUAAUUAGCAAACUACUUGUAAAUAAUCCUGAUACUCGUUUAUCUGUGAUUGAAGCAUUAGAACACGGCUUCUUUUCAAAAUUUAAAUCACCCUUGAGAAUUCCUAAGACAGCGCUAUAUAAGAUCCCCGAGGACUAUGAAAUGUUUGGCGAUGAUGAGCCGUCUAAAGUAGAUGAUGCGAUACGACGAGCCAAAGAUCGAAAUGAAAGCCACGUCGAUCAUAAUGUCAAUCCUCCUUUAAAGAUCAUGCACGAAGUCAUAUUAGAUCCUCGUACACAAUAUCCCGUAAGACUCUCAUCUCAGUCAUCUACAAUUCCGACGCUUGAAACGUCUUCUAAAAAAAGAUCAAAUACAACUGUCGAAUUAUCGGUCAAACGUCCUUGUCUUCCCAAAACAAAACCAUUGUCUCCUGAGUCUGAUGGCGUUUUACCCAAGGUCGAAAAACUCUCGGUGAAUGCUGAUGAACCAGCUAAAACAUUCGCAAUCCCUUUACCUCUGCCUGGUAGAAAACCAAUCAUGGAAGAAAUGGCGGGUAACUUGAAGGUCAUGAUUGAUAGACGUUCAGCAAUACCAGCUAGUCGACGAACACUCACUGCAGCAGAAGACGAUGAUUUUACUUGGCAUGGAAACAAUGUAUUUGUUCAAAAUUGGAUUGAUUGUACGCCUUGUUAUGGUUUUGCCUAUCGAUUUUCCGAUGGUACGAUGGGUGUAUUAUAUAAUGACGGAUCCACCAUGACAUCUGUCAAUGAAAAGGAAUUUUAUUACAUCUAUCACCGUUACGAAGAUAAUAGAUACGUUGAAGCCACUUAUAAUGACGGUGUCCCUCAAGAGUUGAAAAAAAAACGGGAAUUGUUAAACACAUUUAAAAAAUAUACAGUUGGAUUCUUGCCGCUUGAGUUCUCGGUGCCGCAAUCCCCUGAUGCUACAAAGGUGCAUUUAUUCAAAUACAUGAUUUCAGAUACUUGUAUCACAUUUAGAUUGAAUAAUGGUGUGAUUCAGUUCAACUUUUUCAAAGGCGGUAAACUAGUCUUGUACGAAACGGGAAAGCGCAUGAUUUACAUUGACACAAAUCGAAAGAUGCGUCACUUUAAUACUAUCGACGUGUUUAAAUCGGAAGAAAAGAAUAUGGUGGAUGCUCUCAAUAGUGCUUAUGAAGUGUUGCAAGGACAAAAUCAAGAACGAAUGAACGCACUUCGAAAUAUGCGAUGGCAGCGUAUGGCAAAAGAAUAUUCGGCAGAGGCAUCAAUCACAACACCUAUCAAAUAGUUUUUUGUAAUUAUAAUCUUGAUACAUAUUCCCUUUUUAUACAGCACAUAAUAUCUAAUAAAUAAUAGCAACUUGAACCCAUUGG
Molecule: messenger RNA, 2428 nt
Organism: Mucor mucedo
Lineage: Eukaryota; Fungi; Mucoromycota; Mucoromycetes; Mucorales; Mucoraceae
Product: kinase-like domain-containing protein
Exons: 10
Coding region: 40-2343 (767 amino acids)
Biological process (GO): regulation of cytokinesis; mitotic cell cycle; protein phosphorylation
Cellular component (GO): nucleus; spindle pole; centrosome
Molecular function (GO): protein binding; protein kinase activity; ATP binding
Source: RefSeq, a predicted model, not a curated record